UAAAUUUCACAAGUAACGUGGCUAGUACGUACAAGAAAAUUAAAAAGGAUCGUGCCAGAAAAUUAAAUAAGAACAGAAAAAUUUACUAAUUAAAGGUGAUGGAUUCGGGAAAAGCACAAAAUCUCAGCGACGGCGAACGCUAUGUGAUAGCUUUACAUACACUCUUUUCUUUAUCUGCAAUCAAAAGCUACACAAAUUGGGAAAUAUUAAAUGAAGUUAAAUCCGCGGGAAAAUUUGAUGAUCUCGUACUUAAAUCACAUGAAAAGUGUAUAUUGUUACAAGCAAAAGUUCACAGUGGUACAACGUGCACUAAACAUUUUACGGCAAUCAAAGGUGAUUUCAGUAUUGCAAAGUAUUUUUUGUCUUAUCUAACCGCAAAGAAAUAUUUUGAAAUAACAAGCAACUCCUUAAUACUAUGUACUGCUGCUAAGCUGAAUGUGGCUGAUAUUAUGGAUGAAUUUGGUCCCGAGACAAAAAAUUAUGCUGAUGAAAACUUGCAGAAAAUAUUUGGUACCGAGACAAAAAAGUAUAAAAUUAAAAAUGAAGAAAAAAUCGUUGACAAGCUUUUAAGCACCAUAAAACAAUUUCAAGAUAGCAUUAGUAAUAAAGAAACCGACAAAGAAAAAAAAGUAUGGAAGAAUUUGGAUAUCAACAGAGAAGACAUAAAAUCAUUCAUAUGUUUUUUCGUUGUUGUAAAAGAAAAUCUAGCGAACAUCGAAUCGUUAAUUACUAGAAAAUUACGUGAGCUCAAUAAUGAUCUGAAGUUUAAACCUUCAGAUUACGAAUAUGUAAAAUAUCAUGUAGAAAAGUGGUCUCAUUUACCAAUUAAAAAAAGUGUGCCUAUGACAAAAGACUAUUUACUGUUUAUUAUUAAUGGUGAAAAUAAUCGACUUUUUCUUCAUAAGUUUGUUAAUUCUAAACUUAAAUUCAAAGAAGAAAAUUUAUAUGAGUUUGAUUCAAAUAUUAUUUGUGUUCAACCGCAUGAUAAUAUCGCUAUGCAUUUAUUAAAAAUUUUCCGAAGCAUUGAAAAUGCAAACGGGUCAUAUUUACCUAUAGAAGAAAACACAUUAUGUUUGAUGCAAAAAAUAGAAAAUAAAUUUCAUAAAAUGAAAUAUACAAUGGAAUAUAAAGUUAUAUGUGAUAUGAUAGACACAUUUAGAUGUGACAAAAUUAAAUACUUAGUUGUUUCGUUUCUAUCACUUGAUGAAGAUAAAUCAUUAGAAUUAUAUGAGAAAAUAUGUACGAUUACUAAGGAAGAUCCCACUAAAAAAGUAUUUAUAAUCAUUAAAGAACAUCAAUUGCAAAAUAGUGAAAUAUCAGUCAAAGUAAUUAACAAUAAAAUAUACUUCAAUUCACUAGAAAAUGAGACAAAAGAACACAUAUUUGACAAAGAAAUUCUCUUUCAAGAAGAAAUUGUCACAUUAAGGAAGUUAAUUACUAAAAAGAAAAGUGUUGACUCUGAACCUGAGUUUAGAGUUCAGAUUAAUGAAAUUGAGAUAGAUGAGGGUCUUAAAGAAAUAAUAUUUAGCGAAGAUAAUUACUCGAUAGGUUCUAAUAUACAAGCCCAAUCAAAACCUGAUGAAUUUUAUAUCACUAGAAAGCUGAUGCUUAAUGCUAAUUCAGAAAAUUUACAGAAAAGUAUAAAUAAUGUUGAAAGAACUAUACCAAUACUGACUGACUCUGACUCUGAAUCUGAUUCUGACUCUGACUCUGAAUCUGACUUUGACUCUGAUUCUGACUCUGACUCAUACGAACAUAUAAGGAGAGAUGUAUUUCGGGAAAAGAAGUUUUUCGAAAAAAUACAUAAAAAGAUAGUUGUUGUUAUAGGUCCACCCGGUGCAGGCAAAACAACUGCAUUGAAACAAAUAGUAUCAUUCAAAAAAGCUAAAGACAAAGAAGAUUCCAAAUUGACAUGGGUAAUUAAUGUUGAUUUAAAAAAGUAUAAACAAUGUUUUCAGAAGGAUAGUGAGAAAACCCUGUGUAAUCUAUUAUAUCACAAUGAAAAUAUAACUCAUUAUUUCGAAGAAAAACUUAUGGAGUCAAUGGAUAAAAUGUUAAUUAUAGACGGCCUUGACGAGAACUGUCCGGAAGAUAUCAAAGAAAUACAAAACAUAUUAGCAGAUCAUAAUGCCUUUCAGGCCUUGAAUAUUUCCAUGGUUAUUAUGGGCGCAAGAGAAUACGAUUUUAUCUUAAAAGAAAUAAGAGAUUUACAUAGUUGUGAGAUAGUUAGACUCCUUCCAUUUUCACGUAGAGAUGGGGCUUCUUUCCUCAAAGAAUAUCUUAAACCUGCCGUAAAUAUUGAAAAUGAUUUAUUUAAAAAGGUGAAAAAUUUUGCUAUUAAAUUUUCACAAUCGAUUUCUUCAACGCCACUAUCGCUAAAAAUGAUUUCUAAAAUAAUAAAAAAUAGCAUACGUAAAAAUGACUGUAUGGAAUCUUUAUCAAAGGUUUUUAAUAAUUUUUCAAACCGAUAUUAUUUUUAUAAUUGUUAUAUAGAAGCAAUCAGAGACGAAUUUGCACAAGGUGACAAUAUAUACCGUCAAGCGUUUGACAGGUAUAUAGACUCGUUAAGAAUUUUAGCGGCUAAUAGAACGUUUUAUUCUCGUUGGAUAGUUUUAAGUUUCGUCAAUGUUGAUGCUAGUCUUGAAAUUAGUAAAGAUGUUUUAAAUGUUGGGUUAUUAAAGGAAUCAUAUGGUUAUAAAAUGUAUCAAUUUGUUCAUAAAACGUUUGAGGAAUAUUUUGCAGCAGAAUUUGUAUGGGAUUACCUUUAUAAAAAUAGACAUAGUCACGAUUUAUUGCUCGAAGUGCUUGAUAAAGUGUUUAUUCCCGCAUACUAUAAGGGUGUUUUGGAUUUUUUUGAACAAAUUUUGAAAGUUAAUCAAAAUGAAAAAAUAUCUGAGAUCUCCAUGGAAUACAAUUUGGCACUUACUAAGGUACAUUGGAAAGAAGAUAUAGUACGGGUAGAUAAUUGGAACUACUUCUUUAUUGUUAAAUUAGUUUUUGAUAAAUAUACUCAUUUUUACGAUAUUUUAAAAUCAUACGAUUGGUUGGUAUUAACAAAAUCUUUGUAUAACGACCGCUAUCGUCAAUCUUACGCAAAAUUUUUCGUAGAAACGGGGGCAAAGGUCAAUAAAGUCAGUGAAAUCGGAUUUAUUAUUCUAAAAAUGCUGUUACUUCAAGAUAGGUUGUCCGUCGUAACAUACGUCCACAGGACCGAGUGGUCCACUUUCGAAUGCGACAACAUACCCGAGGACGAAUAUUCGGUGGAUUUUCUAAAAUUUUUAACAAGAGAAUACAAUAUAGAUUUAAACUUUUGUAAUGAGAAUGGAAAUACAAUCGGUCACUACGCAGCUCGAUAUAAUUCACUGAAUGCUAUAAAAUAUCUUAAAGAGCAAGGGGCAAAUCUAAACAUUUCCAACAAUAAAAAACAAACACUUGUUCAUGUAGCUGCUCAAGUAUGUGCAUUUAAUGUCCUACGAUAUUUAGUAGAAGAUUGUAAAAUGGAUGUUAACGUUUCUGAUGUUGAUGGGAAUUUACCGGUUCAUAGAGUAGUUGAAUUUGGUAGAGUUGAUAUUUUAAUGUAUCUUAAAGAAAAAGGGGCAAAUCUAAGCAUUUCCAACAAUAAAAAACAGACACUUGUUCAUAAAGCUGCUCAAUCUGGUAAUUUGGAAGUCCUACAAUAUCUAGUAGAAGAUUGUAAAAUGGAUGUUAACGUUUCUGAUGAUGAUGGGAAUUUACCGGCUCAUUUGGCAGCUUCUAAUAAUAAAGUUUGGAUUUUAAGAUAUCUUAAAUCAAUUGGAAGUGAUUUAAAUCCACGUAACUGUAAAGGAAAGACUUCAGUGCACUUCGCAGCUGCGGGGGAUGCCGUUGAUGUUCUCAAUUUUCUUAAAGAUGAAGGUAAUAUUUCUUUAAAUUUAGACUUACGUGAUAAAGAUGGAGAUUCACCCAGUCACUGUGCAGCUGCUAAAAAUUCACUUACAGCUUUAAAGUAUCUUAAAAAGCAAGGGGCAAAUCUAAGCAUUUCCAACAAGAAUAAAUAUACACCUGUUCAUAUAGCGGCUCAAUAUGGGGCAUUAGACGUCCUACGUUAUUUAGUAGAAAAUUGUAAAAUGGACAUUAACGUUUCUACAGAUAUUGGGGAAAUACCGGCUCACUUGGCAGCUCUUUCUAAUAAAGUUGAGAUUUUAAGAUAUCUUAAAUCAGUUGGAGGUGAUUUAAAUCAAUGUAAUAAUCAAGGACAGACUUUAGUGCAUUUGGCUGCUGAAGGCGAUGCAGUUAACGUUCUAAAUUUUCUUAAAAAUGAAUGUAAUUUUUCUUUAAAUUUAGACUUACGUGAUAAUGAUGGAUUUACACCCAGUCACUGCGCAGCUUCUAAUAAUGCACUUAAAGCUAUAAGGUAUCUUAAAGAGCAAGGGGCAAAUCUAAGCAUUUCCAACAAGAAUAAACGUACACCUGUUCAUGAAGCCGCUCAGAGAGGCGCAUUAGAGGUUCUGCAGUAUAUAGUAGAAGAUUGUAAAAUGGACAUUAACGUUUCUACAUAUCUUGGCAAUUUACCGGCUCAUUUGGCAGCUCUUUGUAAUAAAGUUGAGAUUUUAAGAUAUCUUAAAUCAGUUGGAAGUGAUUUAAAUCAAUGUAAUAAUCAAGGACGGUCUUUAGUGCAUUUGGCUGCUGCAGGUGAUGCAGUUGACGUUCUAGAUUUUCUUAAAAAUGAAUGUAAUUUUUCUUUAAAUUUAGACUUACGUGAUAAUGAUGGAUAUUCACCCAGUCACUACGCAGCUGCUAAUAAUUCACUUACAGCUUUGAAGUAUCUUAAAGAGCAAGGGGCAAAUCUAAGCAUUUCCAACAAGAAUAAAUAUACACCUGUUCAUAUAGCGGCUCAGUAUGGGGCAUUAGACGUCCUACGUUAUUUAGUAGAAAAUUGUAAAAUGGACAUUAAUGUUUCUACAGGUAAUGGGGAAAUACCGGCUCACUUGGCAGCUCUGUACAAUAAAGUUGAGAUUUUAAGAUAUCUUAUAUCAGUUGGAAGUAAUUUAAAUCAAUGUAAUAAUAAACGACAGACUUUAGUGCAUUUGGCUGCUGCAGGUGAUGCAAUUAACGUUCUAAAUUUUCUUAAAAAUGAAUGUAAUUUUUCUUUAAAUUUAGACUUACGUGAUAAUGAUGGAUUUACACCCAGUCACUGCGCAGCUUCUAAUAAUGCACUUAAAGCUAUAAGGUUUCUUAAAGAGCAAGGGGCAAAUCUAAGCAUUUCCAACAAGAAUAAACGUACACCUGUUCAUGAAGCUGCUCAGGGAGGCGCAUUAGAGGUUCUGCAGUAUUUAGUAGAAGAUUGUAAAAUGGACAUUAACGUUUCUACAUAUCUUGGCGAUUUACCGGCUCAUUUGGCAGCUCUUUGUAAUAAAGUUGAGAUUUUAAGAUAUCUUAAAUCAGUUGGAAGUGAUUUAAAUCAAUGUAAUAAUCAAGGACGGUCUUUAGUGCAUAUGGCUGCUGCAGGUGAUGCAGUUGACGUUCUAGAUUUUCUUAAAAAUGAAAGUAAUUUUUCUUUAAAUUUAGACUUACGUGAUAAAGAUGGAGAUUCACCCAGUCACUGUGCAGCUGCUAAAAAUUCACUUACAGCUUUAAAGUAUCUUAAAAAGCAAGGGGCAAAUCUAAGCAUUUCCAACAAGAAUAAAUAUACACCUGUUCAUAUAGCGGCUCAGUAUGGGGCAUUAGACGUCCUACGUUAUUUAGUAGAAAAUUGUAAAAUGGACAUUAAUGUUUCUACAGGUAAUGGGGAAAUACCGGCUCACUUGGCAGCUCUGUACAAUAAAGUUGAGAUUUUAAGAUAUCUUAUAUCAGUUGGAAGUAAUUUAAAUCAAUGUAAUAAUAAACGACAGACUUUAGUGCAUUUGGCUGCUGCAGGUGAUGCAAUUAACGUUCUAAAUUUUCUUAAAAAUGAAUGUAAUUUUUCUUUAAAUUUAGACUUACGUGAUAAUGAUGGAUUUACACCCAGUCACUGCGCAGCUUCUAAUAAUGCACUUAAAGCUAUAAGGUUUCUUAAAGAGCACGGGGCAAAUCUAAGCAUUUCCAACAAGAAUAAACGUACACCUGUUCAUGAAGCCGCUCAGAGAGGCGCAUUAGAGGUUCUACAAUAUUUAGUAGAAGAUUGUAAAAUGGACAUUAACGUUUCUACAUAUCUUGGCGAUUUACCGGCUCAUUUGGCAGCUCGUUGUAAUAAAGUUGAGACCUUAAGAUAUCUUAAAUCAGUUGGAAGUGAUUUAAAUCAAUGUAAUAAUCAAGGACGGUCUUUAGUGCAUAUGGCUGCUGCAGGUGAUGCAGUUGACGUUCUAGAUUUUCUUAAAAAUGAAAGUAAUUUUUCUUUAAAUUUAGACUUAAGUGAUAAUGAUGGAUUUACACCCAGUCACAUGGCAGCUGCUAAUAAUUCACUUAAAGCUAUAAAAUAUCUUAAAAAACAAGGAGCAAACCUAAGCAUUUCUAACAAGGAUAAGUAUACGCUUGUUCAUGCAGCUGCUGAAUACGGCGCAUUAGACGUUCUAGUAUAUUUAGUAGAAGAAUGUAAAAUGGAUGUUAAAGUUUCUGAUAAUAAUGGGAAUUUACCGGCUCAUUUGGCAGCUCUUUCUAAUAAAGUUGAGAUUUUAAGAUAUCUUAAAUCAGUUGGAAGUGAUUUAAACCAACGUAACCAUCAAGGAGCGACUUUAGUGGACAUGGCAGCAGAAGCUGGUGCAGUUAAUGUUCUAAAUUUUCUUAAAAAUGAAUGUAAUUACUAGACAAAUAGUAACUAGACAAAUUCACAAAACACGACUGAUCUAUGUCAGAGAGUUAUACUAUAUUAUGUAUUGUAAAGACAUAAGUAAAAAAUGUUACGAAUAUUGGAGAAGAAACCAAACAAAGGUUAUACUACUGUAAAAAGUAAAUGAAAAACAUUUUGAUCGAAUAAUAUAAUAAACUAAAAUAUUCAUAAAAUUAUGUAAUCGAAAUGCUCUACAUGUGGUGGAAGCUCUAGAAAAUUUCUUGGUCUAUAGAAGAGAAUAACUCAGCCAAAAAUUGCUUAUUAAUAUGCGAUAUUUUAGCUCUACUCUGUACUCAAAAACCUCUAGAAAAUUCCUUGGUCUAUAGAAGAGAAUACCUCGGCCAAAAAUUGUUUGCGCAAUAGCUCUGCAAAAUAAAUUAAUAUGCGACAUUGUAGCUCUACUCUGUACUCAAAAACCGAAGUGGAUUUAAGUAAUCGAUAUUGGAGAUUCCCACCCAUUGUAAAAUUUUAAGUAUGUUUUUAAAUCAGAGGGUAAUCUAAACGUCGAACAUUUUUAUUCUAGUCCAAUCAACAGCCAUUUUCUCGUAGAAUUUUUUAGAACCAAGGUCGAUUUUCCUGAAAAUUUGUAUUUAGGUAGUAAUUACAACCUUUGUCAAAAUCUACCCUAUGCCGAACUGCGCUUUGCCCUUGGGGUGAAAGCAAUCCCAUCUGGGGGAUGAAAUUUGUUUAAUCAAAAUAACUGUGGAAAUCGAUAGGGAGAUCAAUUCUGAAUAAAAAUUUUUUAUAAUUUUUUUUGCAAAAUUGAUAUUUUCCAAGUUAUUUUCGAUUGAAACUAUGCAUUUUUCAUUGAAAAAACUCACGGUUUAUAACCGUUUUUCAUAAAUAACUUAAAAAAAUUAAUUUUAUAGAAAAAAUCAUUAAAAACAAAAUUGUAGCUAAUUACAAAUCAAAGAGACUCGCAUCUAAAAGACCUAUGUAAACAAAAUAACC
Molecule: messenger RNA, 7735 nt
Organism: Diabrotica virgifera virgifera (western corn rootworm)
Lineage: Eukaryota; Metazoa; Arthropoda; Insecta; Coleoptera; Chrysomelidae
Exons: 2
Coding region: 99-6761 (2220 amino acids)
Molecular function (GO): protein binding
Source: RefSeq, a predicted model, not a curated record